CCCUAGACCUUAAACUGCUGCUCAUUGGCAUUAAGGUGAUAUCUGAUGGGACAGGCCUUCCACUUUUUUUGUUUCUUACUCCACUGUUCAGCGGAAUCAGUAUUUUGUUCUUUUGUUCUGUCUUCCGUUUUUUAUCCUUCAGUUUAACCUCUUUUUAUGAGGGAAGAUUAGGGAGGGCACGGGCCAGAGAUUCUAAAUGCUGCGUUUUUUCCUUUUCGUAAAUUGUUCUCAGACGAAACACCCGUGCCCCCCAAAAAAUGCCAUAUUCUGUAAUAUUACUUUAAUAUCUAGCUCAUGUAUCGUGUAUUUAUGUCGGUUGAAAAACGAAUGAAAACAAGUGUCACAAAUUGUCAGAAUGCCGUAAGCGGUUUUACUCGAGACGGUGGGUCCUUUGCACACUACUGGUGUGGCCCAAAGGAAAACACGAGGUGGCGCUCUCUGCUCUUCUGCGAGAGCGACUGCACGUAGACGACGUCCCGCCGGUGCGCACGCCUCAUUCAGAGGACUGGACCCGUGAAGCCUCUCGAGUUGUUUUUUUUUCCUCUCUUCCUUGUCCCCUUGCAGACAAGCGCUCUCUUGCUUUCGUACAAUUGUUCCCAAAUGCAGGCCGCUCAGCAGCUCGUGAAGGUGUUCGUCACUAGGAGAAUACCCCAGGAGGGACUGAAGGUUUUGUCACAGUCGGGGAUAUGUCACGUGCAACUGUGGGACUCGGACGAGCCCGUCCCCCAGGCGGAGCUGCUGAAGGGAGUGUCGGGGGCUCGGGGGCUGCUCUGUCUUCUGUCGGACAAAAUCGACCAGGAGGUGCUGGAUGCUGCAGGGCCGGAUCUGAAGGUCAUCAGCACUCUGUCUGUCGGCUUUGACCACCUUGCCAUUGAAGACAUCAGAAACCGGGGCAUAAGAGUCGGCUACACUCCUGACGUGCUGACAGAUGCCACAGCUGAGCUCACCGUGGCACUCCUGCUGGCCACAGCACGGAGAAUCCCGGAGGCCGUGGCGGAGGUGAAGAAUGGAGGCUGGAGCACCUGGAAGCCGUUGUGGAUGUGUGGUUAUGGCCUCUCUGGGAGCACCGUGGGUGUCAUUGGCCUUGGACGAAUAGGUCUGGCCAUUGCCAAGAGGCUGAAGCCCUUUGGAGUGAAACGUCUGCUAUACUGGGGGCGGACACCCAAGCCAGAGGCCUCCGAGGUGGAAGGAGAGUUUGUGCCUUUGGACGCACUACUGGGAGAGUCCGACUUUGUGGUUGUGUCCUGUGCUUUGACUCCUGAAACGCAACAGCUGUGCAGCAAGGACUUCUUUGGCAAAAUGAAGAAAACCGCAGUGUUUGUCAACUCCAGCAGAGGUGCCGUGGUGAACCAGGAGGACCUGUACGAGGCCCUGUCCAGUGGACAGAUAGCUGCGGCUGGUCUGGACGUCACCACCCCUGAGCCCCUGCCCCCUGACCACCCUCUUCUGAAGCUGAAGAACUGCGUUAUCCUGCCACACAUUGGCAGUGCCACCUACUCUACGAGGGGCAUCAUGUCUGUGCUGGCUGCCAACAACCUCCUGGCAGGACUGAUGGGAGGGAAGAUGCCCAGCGAGCUCGUGCUCUAAGCCUGGGAACGUCGCCAUGCAGCCCGUACCCCUCCAAGAGCCCAGCAUCUGAAGAAACUGGCACGACUGCAAAGCUUUCAUCUCAUGAAAAGUUCAGUGUGACUCCCAGAUUUGCUGUUUGUAAAGCAAUCAUAACAAAGCAGGGAAUUGUGUGGAGAAUACUAAUUGGUGUAAGGCAUUGUAUCUCAGUCUGGUGACCCAAUCACACUAGGCAUCUCUAAAUCAUACACACAGCAUAUGUACUGUAGAAUAUGACUUAUUUUCCCCAAUAUAUCUGAAAAGUGUUAAACACGAAUUUAUACACAAAUUAUUAGAUUUUACUUUAGAGAAUACUACAGAAUAUUUAAUUUCCUUUUUGAUUUUUCAUGUUACCCAGUAUUUAACUGCCCUGGUUUGUUUUCCUUUCCUGCAGCUUGAAAGAUUUCAGUGUGGCCAUGAACUCCAAACACAAAAGCUUCAGUUUCAACACUUCAUUUUGGAUUUUAUUCCUCUCUAUACAGUGGCCUUUCAUUGUCAGACUUGUACUUUCUGGAACAUAUUCUACUUUAGAAGUUAUGUCAAUUCACAGUAAAUAUCAUUUUUUCUCCUUAACUUCCAUUGAACAAAGUUUUUUUUAAUUUAGUCCAGAUACUUUUGCCAAACUUCAGAUGUACAUUUGUGGACAAAUAGGUGUAGCAUAAGUGCAGCUGACGCAGGUUACGUAAAAACCUGUAAUACUGGUACUGUGUGCCAUAGUGGCAUGCUCAAAAUCUGUACAGUGUUUGUAUAAAAUGUACAUCUAAUUGUAACCGCCUUAUAACAAAUUGAUUCUGAAACUCA
Messenger RNA from Lepisosteus oculatus (spotted gar), 2406 nucleotides. RefSeq names its product glyoxylate reductase/hydroxypyruvate reductase-like. Gene Ontology annotation, cellular component: cytosol. Lineage: Eukaryota; Metazoa; Chordata; Actinopteri; Semionotiformes; Lepisosteidae. Gene Ontology annotation, molecular function: glyoxylate reductase (NADPH) activity; hydroxypyruvate reductase [NAD(P)H] activity; hydroxypyruvate reductase (NADH) activity. The record is from RefSeq and is a predicted model, not a curated record.